Molecule: messenger RNA, 3130 nt
Organism: Aureobasidium subglaciale EXF-2481
Lineage: Eukaryota; Fungi; Ascomycota; Dothideomycetes; Dothideales; Saccotheciaceae
Exons: 6
Coding region: 370-2964 (864 amino acids)
Source: RefSeq, a predicted model, not a curated record
AUGUUCGAGUGGAAUCAUCGCUGAUGUUGUCUCUGUAUGAAGAGACAGCAGUGAAUGUGUCCUAGGUAUAAAUUGCUUAAUCGUGAUUCCGAACAGUUCUCAGGACGCAUUGUAAGCAGUGGCAUGGAGAUUCGUGCCUUCCAACUGUAAGUGAUCAAGCCAAGGAUGUAUUCUUGACAUGAGCGUUCAACAUCUCCUUCCCUCAAUGCAUAUUCGGCGCCAGCAACAGCAAGCAUCUCCAUCAACUGGCUGCACGUCCUUCGUUUUAGCAUCUUCAGGAUACCACAGUCCUUUUCCUUUGUCGACAUCAUCCCAGCGACGGCGUUCUCUAGCCUGCCCCUUCGACUUCGUGCAUACGCGGGCCGUAUCAUGGAUGGAGGACAACACGAAAAAGGGAAAAAACCAGUCUUUACAAUCGAACGAGGAGACCCACCUGGACGUCAAAGAUGGCCGCCAGGCAUGCGACCCCUUUCAGACAUUCGCGAGCUCACCGAGCCAAGCCUGGUCGACGCUCUAGAGAAGAGGUCUAUCAUAAGCGUCCAUCGCCAACCUAGCAUCACUCGGCAAAGCUCGCUCAGGAGGGGCCCUUCUGUGAAGCGCACUAGCUCGGUCAGGAUUAUCGAGCCUGCUGGUAGCUCUAGCUCGAGUUACAGAGAUGAUUUAAUCACGACCGAAUCGACCAUCGACACACCAGAAAGCCUACGCGACGGCUCAAGUCUGUACAGUAUACCUAUCUCUAGCAUACCCGCUCGGCAAUCUUCAAACACUCGCGAUCGUCCCAGACAUCAGCGAAACCAUACAUCAAGAUCGUCUCCUACACCACUCCAACGCAACGUCAGCCGCACCAUUCCAUAUCGUGGGCAGAGCCAUUCUCCAGUCAAGCAGAUUAGAGCUCGCUUGGACGCUGUAGGAUCUGACACGUCGAGAAGAGUGCCGUCCGGUACAUUUAUUCGAAAUCCCGUCCCACGAGACAUCCUCGAGUUUCCAACCCAUCGUCACCCGCGCAUUGGCGCUGAUCUACAGAUAGCAGCCCCGCUGUUCGUUGGCGGCGGUACAGUCGAGGGAUUCGUCAGGGUCAUCGUUGACGAAGCCGACAAAUCACGUAACAAGAAGAGUUUGACUCUAGGAAGAAUAGCCGUUGAUCUCGUCGGGACUGAAGAGACGUCGAGUAAUCGCAAGGCCAUCUUCUUGUCUUUGGGUACUGAGUUGAUUGACUCGACCCAUCCACCACCUCGUAACAUGAUAGAGCCACAAGACUUCCCGGAUGAUGACUGCUUUUGGUCUCUGAUACCCUCCUUCACCAGUCUGCCCUUCGUCAUUAGCCUCCCUCUGGACACCGGACCGCCGCCGUUUCACUCCAAGCAUGCUCGCAUUCGAUUUGUACUGUGUGCUACUAUUCUGAUCAAGGAUGGAGGUAGGCAAUACUUGGUUCGAUGUUCUGAGGAUAUCUCUGUCCUACCAACGUAUGACCCAGAGAAGGCCUUGAGGUCACUGCCGAGCCCACUGACUGCGUCCGAUGAGCAAUCUUUCUCGCGAUCCGGUCUGCUCGAAACAGCCAAGAUGACAGCAGGUCUUCACCGACAAGUAUGGGUCAGCGGUAGCAGUAUCUUCGUAGAUAUCCACAUCGCCAAUGGCAGUCGGAAGACCAUCAAGAAGCUUGACUUGAGUUUAGAAAGGGACAUAUUGUGCUAUCGGCAUGCGGCAGCGGCCACUCUGGAACAGUCUGCCAGUCAAGCUAGGAUAUUUGAAAGCAACGAGCGAUCUAUACUAAGUAAACAUAGCAUGAAACAGGGAGCCAACGGAUGGACUGGUGUAGAAGCAUAUGGUUCCAUCACGAGAACAUGCGACCUCGAGAUCCCAAGAGGACAUGCCACAAUCAAAUGCGGCAACUAUUUUGAAGUGCGGUAUUUCCUCAACAUUACCAUCGGUGGUUCCCGCACGAAAAUGUUGUCAAUUCAGCUGCCAAUCAUUGUCAUUCAUAUGAACUCGUUGGAUGUUUUACCAAACUCCGUUGCACAGGUCGCUGCAGCGAUAGAAGAGAAACGCUCAAACCAUCGCCGCCACAAGCAUUCGACAUCACACGCGUCUUCAAAAGUUGGUCAGACGUCAAACUCGCCAGCACGGACGAUCGUCACUUCCCUUGCCAAACCGUCGCGCCUACAGGGUCGCGCCUUCGCAGCACCAAGACAACAAUCUCUCGAGCGUAUGCGUGCCUCUGCGGCAGAUCUCCGACAACUCGAAGAAGCUUUAGAGUCCUCUCCGCGCAAGCAUCAAGUCUCAAAGCGGCUUACCGAAGUGAAAGCACCUCAGCGAAGCAAAUCUGUCGGAAAAGAGAACGUAAGGGCAGCUAGUACGAGGAUUGUGUCUCGGCCGGCACGAGAAGUACACAAGCAGCCGAGUAAUUUGGCCACGGGUGGGAUCAGUGUUGGGAGCUACACCAUCUUCAGUCAUAACAAUUACGACAACACCAAUACCAGUUCCUCCAACGAUAACGGUAGGAUGGAAUACGUCACCCCUCCCUCAAAGCGCAAAGAGAAGUUCUUCUCGUCUCCGAUCAAAUUGGACGGCAAGAGCGUAGGCUCGGCUCUCAAACACGUCCGCAGCAUCGACAGCUUUCGUAGCCACAAAUCGACAACGAACAGAUGGCGAGAUCAUUUUAGCAAGAAGAAGGAUGGUCAGCCGUCUCGACCUCCACCUCCUGUUCCGGCGACAGAUCUAGUCACGAGCAACAGAUCCAGGAUACAACAACAGCAUUCGUCAGUACCUUUUAUGCUAGGCUUGACGAACCAGGCACCACCCAGACCCCUCAGACGCUCGUUCGAUCAUGAGAUCAGAAACCAAGUCGUCGAGUACACCAGACCACCUGACAAGAGCAGGUUCGAAUUCAAGGCUGUUACGAAGAAGAGCAGUACCAUGGGAUUGAAGAAUUGGCUUGGGGAGAGACUUGGUCGUACGAGUCAUUGACGGGAGGAGACGACAAUAUGAGGCACGAGACUAAAGUGGAAGGUUAGUCGUAAGCCUUUGAUUAGGACAUUGGACGAGUGUAGGAGUAAAAACAGACCUUGACGAGCAACAUGACGAUGACCAUCUUACGACCGACAUUACAUAGCACAACAAUGAAUACACAGAC